Molecule: messenger RNA, 459 nt
Organism: Anopheles aquasalis
Lineage: Eukaryota; Metazoa; Arthropoda; Insecta; Diptera; Culicidae
Gene: COX7B
Product: Cytochrome c oxidase subunit 7B
Source: RefSeq, a predicted model, not a curated record
UUAUACUUUACUCGUGUUGAGGCAUCGCAGGAGCUGUCAGGUACCUGUCAGAUAAAAAUAUUUUUUCGGAAAACCCGCACUCCACGAAAAUCCGAAUUUUCCGAGUGUUUUUGGUGAAAAACAAGAUGCAGGCUGCUCGCCCCCUGUCCAACUUGGUCGCCCGCAACGCGGGUGCCCUCUCUCGCGCUUAUCAUGGACCGAGCAACUUCCGAGUUUACACCAUGAACGACAUGCCCGUCCCGGAGGGCGAUUUCUUCGAGGAACACCGCCGCAAAAACCGGGUGUACAACACCGUGCUCGCGGCCGGAAUCGUGAUCUUCGGAAUUACGUUCACCGUGGCCAAGGAAAGUGGACUCAUCUUCUUCAACUACAACCCGCCGAAGAGCCUCGAUUAAAUCGGUUGCCGGCGAAUGUAUCCUUAGGGAAAUGGAGAAAUAAAGAGACACGAUUUAGACAGUA